Corylus avellana is the source of this 1407-nucleotide messenger RNA. The record is from RefSeq and is a predicted model, not a curated record. Lineage: Eukaryota; Viridiplantae; Streptophyta; Magnoliopsida; Fagales; Betulaceae.
CGAAUCACCAUGAAAAGCGUCGUCAGUCAGGUAGCCGUCGUCGGUAGUGGAAUUUCAGGAGCAGUGUGCGAGUCAAGUCUCGCCAGGAAUGGGGUGUCCGUCACCAUUUUCGAGUCCGCUAGAGGUCCUGGUGGCCGCAUGUCUCAGCGAAGAGAAGUUGCUGAAGAUGGGAAGGAGCUGGUGUUCGACCACGGUGCUCCCUAUUUCAGUGUCAGCAAUGCUGAGGUGUUGGGUCUGGUUCGUGAGUGGGAAUCAAGAGGCCUUGUUGCUGAGUGGAAAGAGAAUUUUGGGUCUUUUGAUUGUAUCUCCAACAAAUUUGUUGACAUACAACAGGAAGGAUUAACCAAGAAAUAUGUGGGUGUGCCAGGCAUGAAUGCCAUAUGCAAAGCAUUAUGCCACGAGCCUGGAGUGGAUAGUAAAUUUGGGGUGGAUGUUGGAAGGUUGGAGUGGUUAGUGGAUGAGAAUUUAUGGUCUUUGGUGGGUUUGGAUGGACAAAAUCUCGGUCGCUUUCAGGGGGUGGUUGCAUCGGACAAAAACAUAGUUUCGCCAAGGUUUACAAAUGUAACAGAACGACCACCACCUCUUGAUCUGAAUUUGGUUCCAGAGUUCGCAGUGAAGUUGCAAGAUAUUCCUGUUAGCCCGUGUUUUGCUUUCAUGCUAGCAUUUGGAGAGCCUCUUUCUUCAAUUCCUAUAAAAGGCUUCAAAAUAAUAAACUCUGAUGUUUUAAGCUAGGCUUAUUGUGACAGUAGCAAGCCAGGGCAAUCUGCCAGUAGUGAACUGUGGGUUUUGCAUUCAACAACGGAGUAUGCAAAUAGCAUUAUUGCUCAAACUGGACUUCUAAAGCCCUCAGAAGCGACACUGACUAGAGUGGCUGAAGAACUUUUCCAUGAAUUUCAGAGCACUGGACUCAAUAUUCCUCUGCCCUUUUUUAAGAAGGCUCAUAGAUGGGGGAGUGCAUUUCCUGUUACAAGCAUAGCCGGAGAGGAGAAGUGCCUUUGGGAGAAGAACAAGAGGCUGGCCAUCGCUGGAGAUUUCUGUGUUAGUCCAAAUAUUGAAGGUGCCAUAGUUAGUGGCAUGGCUGCAGCUUCCAAGCUUAUUAGCUAUAGUGGUGAUUGUUGCAGACCGGGGAAGCUCUCCUACCAAGAACUUGGUACUGCAAAGCUCUCCGAUUUUUGUGAAUGGCUUUCCAUUCAUCCACUUGUUGCACAGUCAGAUGAUACAGAAGAUUUGGAUGUACACUGCAAUUCUCAUACGAUGAUAAUGUUUGCACAUCAUCUUAAGGUCCUUGAUGGAAUACAAGUGAGGCUCUUUAUUGGUGCUUACUGUUCAGUUAUUGAAAAUGGCUUGAAUGCACUUGUGGUAACUCUAUUGGAAGGAUACUCGGAUAAAAUAUUUGUUUUGGCUUAA